UAUUGAAUUUGUACUACCAUCCCCAACCUCACUCAAAACACUCUUCCUCUGUCUCUCUCUCUCACUCCCUUGCACUGCGAAGUCUCCGCUCUCCUCUCUCUCUCUCUCUCUCUGAAAAGAAAUGGCAGCCACAUCCAAUUCCCUCCUCUCUCUCACUCUUUCUCAGUCUCUCAACAAACCCAGAACCAGAAGACUCUCACUCUCACAGUCCCCAACCUCUCUUUCUCUCUCGCUUCAAUCUAUCCACCGUUCCAAUUCCAUCACAUGCUCUUCUCUAAAUGGACCAAACAACACCAACAACCAAGACUUACCCAUUGAAAAGAAAUACCCAGCAUUUCCUACGGUCAUGGAUAUUAAUCAGAUACGUGAAAUUCUACCCCACAGGUUUCCAUUUCUGUUAGUGGAUAGAGUGAUUGAAUACAAUCCAGGGGUUUCAGCUGUUGCGAUCAAGAAUGUGACUAUAAAUGAUAAUUUCUUUCCUGGGCAUUUCCCUGAAAGGCCUAUUAUGCCUGGUGUUCUCAUGGUUGAGGCAUUGGCCCAGGUUGGGGGUUUGGUUAUGCUGCAGCCAGAAGUGGGAGGCUCCCGGGAAAAUUUCUUCUUUGCAGGAAUUGACAAAGUGAGAUUCCGUAAACCGGUGAUUGCAGGAGACACUUUGGUUAUGAGAAUGACACUUGUUAAGCUGCAAAAGCGGUUUGGCAUAGCAAAGAUGGAAGGGAAAGCAUAUGUUGGAGGUGAGGUGGUAUGUGAGGGGGAGUUCUUAAUGGCUACUGGGAGUGAAUGAUGUGCUCAGUUAGUAAUGUCUCUGUUUUUCUGUUACCUCCCAAUAUGUUGUUUUCUGGUUUCCUUUUACUUCUUUUUUUUGGUUGCAAGUUCAAUGUCCUCUUCUGAUGUUAAACUCAAUGGCUUCCAAAAUUUUGUAGUUCUUGGACUUGGUUAUUGUUACAUUUGGAUUUCAUUUAGAUUUGUAAUUUCUUUUGCUGCUAAAGAUAUUGUUGAAUUCACCAAUUAGAAAGAUGGGUUAUAAAACUGACCCACAUAGGAAUUUUGCUUGGCUA
This is a messenger RNA of Quercus lobata, 1055 nucleotides long. RefSeq names its product 3-hydroxyacyl-[acyl-carrier-protein] dehydratase FabZ-like. Bases 122 to 781 code for a protein of 219 amino acids. Gene Ontology annotation, biological process: fatty acid biosynthetic process. Gene Ontology annotation, molecular function: hydro-lyase activity. The transcript is spliced from 4 exons. The record is from RefSeq and is a predicted model, not a curated record. Lineage: Eukaryota; Viridiplantae; Streptophyta; Magnoliopsida; Fagales; Fagaceae.